Messenger RNA from Papilio xuthus (Asian swallowtail), 629 nucleotides. It is a transcript of the gene mRpS23, whose product is annotated as mitochondrial ribosomal protein S23. The record is from RefSeq and is a predicted model, not a curated record. Gene Ontology annotation, molecular function: structural constituent of ribosome. Gene Ontology annotation, biological process: translation. The coding region runs from base 89 to 550 and encodes 153 amino acids. NCBI's taxonomy places the organism in Eukaryota, Metazoa, Arthropoda, Insecta, Lepidoptera, Papilionidae. The transcript has 3 exons. Gene Ontology annotation, cellular component: ribosome; mitochondrion.
AGUAAAUUAUUUUUGUUGUGUAUUGAACUAAAAAUUUAAGUUAACCUUAAAAUUUUAUUUAAAAAAUAUAAAUAAAAUUUGAUGCAAAAUGGCUACUAGUCGCUUAGAAAGAAUUGGUACCAUAUUUACAAGAGUGGAAGGUCUCCUUACUCGUGGGGCAAUGAAACCUGAUGACCGGCCACUAUGGUUUGAUGUGUACAGAGCAUUUCCUCCAAAUGAAGAACCCAAGUUUGCUAGACCUAAGCCUGAAAUGAAAAUUAGACAAAUCCUGUAUAAAGAGGAUGCUAUCAGAGCAAAGUUCCAUUCAGAGGGUCAUGGUAUAGGGAUGAACAUGUUAAAUCCAUCAGGCGAGACACAAACUAAACGGUUAAUACAACAAUAUGAAAAGCUCAAGUCUGAAGGAGUGCCUGAAAAUGAACUUAUUGAAAAGUCAGUUGCUGCAGUUUCUGUCGAGCGCCAGUUAGCUUCCAAAACUAUUCCUAAAAAUCCAGAUUCAGUUACUGCUCAAGUUUUGGGCAGUGCAGACAUAAAAAACAUAUUCAAAGAAUGAAUGUAUAUUUAAUUUGUAUGUUGUAGUUCUUUUUACUUAGUAUAAUAUAUAGAAAGAUUGUUAAAAUAAAGGAGUUUUA